AUGGAUUCAGGGAACUCCAUACCAACCAGUUUCAGCCCCUUUUUGCUGGCGGAAAUAAUGUAUUUGGAAAAGCGACCCACCCAAAAGCUGUCUUCUGAGGAGACGUAUGGAAAGUUUCAUUUUUCCAUGAAUCAACAUCACGGAAGUGAUGCGUGCGGCAGCUACUUUUCUAUAUCUGCCCGAAGGAAUUGGAAUGGGAUGAGGACAUGCUUGGGAGAUAGAAACGUGAGGAUUCAAAUGCAUAAAUCAGAAUUUCUGUCCAUUGAGCAACGGGAUGACAUCAUGAAUGUGCCGGAAGGGGCGAGGAUUGACCCCCUUAUAACUGCACUAUCAAGAGGAAUAAAUGCCAGAAAUUUCCAGAGAUUCCUCACGAUGCUAGAAGAAAAUCAAUGUGAAAGUUUAGCUGAAGAUCUCCGCGUUCAAGGAACCUUACCAAUUGCCUUGAAAAUCUCGACAGACAUGAACCGGUCAUUCUGUUAUGCAAUCAUGAUGCAGCAGUUGCGGUUCAUAUCUGGCGAGAUUUUCAGGGCGAUUGAUAGGGUGUAUUAA
This is a messenger RNA of Darwinula stevensoni, 549 nucleotides long. The record is from the annotation of a GenBank genome assembly. Lineage: Eukaryota; Metazoa; Arthropoda; Ostracoda; Podocopida; Darwinulidae.